UCGUAGCCGGGGAACUAAAAUCUGUUGCACCAAUAGAUGCGUGUUGAACUUGACGUCUUGUAAUAUGUUGUUGAAGGGUGUACGUGCACAUGCCUGCAUAAUUUGAGCCAGGUGAAACAUACCUGUCUUGUGCCGCAUUUCACAUAUACCUCUUGGAUUAUGCUAUUACCAUUCCUUCUCCGUGGGGGCACCGCAAAGCACUACGUACAGCAAGCGCUUUCUAGCUCUCAGCUAUGCAUUACGUGUUGCAACAUCAGACGACUCUCUACAUCCAGUGGACAACUCUUCCUCAGAAGGACCCCUCAACGAUUCCUCAACCAGUCACGAGGGGCUAAAACUCACAAAAGGAAACAUCAGAACCAGGAAGAUGACUGGAAGAAAAGGAACAAGACUGUCCUCACCUACAUCGCGGCUGCCGGAGUGGGAAUGAUUGGCCUGUCAUAUGCUGCCGUUCCGCUGUACAGACUGUACUGUCAAGCAACAGGGCUGGGAGGCACAGCUGUAGCAGGACAUAACACAGAUCAAGUGGAGACAAUGAAGCCAGUCAGGGAUCGUAUUAUUAAAGUGACCUUUAAUGCAGACACACACGCCAGCAUACAAUGGAACUUCCGCCCGCAGCAGUCAGAAAUUUAUGUCGUACCAGGAGAAACUGCACUGGCUUUUUAUAAGGCACGAAAUCCCACGAACAAACCAGUGAUCGGCAUUUCCACCUACAAUGUUGUACCUUUUGAGGCCGGACAAUAUUUUAACAAGAUACAGUGUUUCUGUUUUGAGGAACAGAGGUUAAACCCACAUGAGGAAGUAGACAUGCCUGUUUUCUUCUACAUUGAUCCAGAGUUUGAUGACGACCCCAGGAUGGCACGAGUUAAUACUAUUACACUCUCAUAUACCUUUUUUGAAGCCAAGGAGGGACAGCAGUUACCUGUCCCUGGGUAUAGCUAAAUAUUUAUUACUCAGAGAAUAUUCAUCGGAAUUAUCUUCAGGAGAGUUUGUUUAGUAAUCAUUUUGGUAAUGAUUACUGUAUAUGUUGUCACAUUUCACUUAAAUGUCUGUUUAGAUUGAAUCAAAUAAUUAUAAAAACUGAACAGUGAUGAAAAAUGAUCAUCUGUCAAUUCUGUUUAAGUUAAUAAAUCAUAAGUCAUUGUUUUUUUUAUACACCAUAAGAUAAAAAAUUAUUUUGAUAUUAAACUACUGAGCUGUGUAUGCAAAAUUUGUGAAAAUCUGCCAGUAUUUGUGAGGAUAGUCAGAAAUGAGCUUGUUGAGCUUACUUAUGAACACUAGAGGGCAACGUUUGUGCAUUUUUAUUAUUGUUCUUUGAUGUA
Messenger RNA from Puntigrus tetrazona (Sumatra barb), 1322 nucleotides. It is a transcript of the gene cox11, whose product is annotated as cytochrome c oxidase assembly protein COX11, mitochondrial. Gene Ontology annotation, molecular function: copper ion binding. NCBI's taxonomy places the organism in Eukaryota, Metazoa, Chordata, Actinopteri, Cypriniformes, Cyprinidae. Bases 160 to 942 code for a protein of 260 amino acids. The record is from RefSeq and is a predicted model, not a curated record. The transcript is spliced from 5 exons. Gene Ontology annotation, cellular component: mitochondrial inner membrane.